Linum trigynum is the source of this 3615-nucleotide messenger RNA. Lineage: Eukaryota; Viridiplantae; Streptophyta; Magnoliopsida; Malpighiales; Linaceae. The record is from the annotation of a GenBank genome assembly.
GAGCGCGAAUUUUCAGGAAAGUGCACAGUGAAAGCAAACCAAAUGACAACAAUGAACUACAAACAUACAUUAAUAUGCCUCAGCAAAAUGCUUGCAUGCCAUACAGGCGUAAUGAUGCAUCAGAUACUCAAAAGAUGUGGCGCUCACCAGAAAGACACCAAAAAAUGCAUUGCCAAGCCUGAACUUUCCAGACUUCAACACAUGCAAGUAUAGAUACACAGUAGUUGUCCAGAAAACUUUUAUUAUUAUUCAAAUUUGUAAAUUCAAAAGUACAAGAAAACAUCGUCAGCAAUGGGCCCUCCGUCACUUUACACCGAAGAAGUUUAUUGUGGCUCUUUAUGUGUGUGAUUGACAAAUAGGUUGUGCCAAUACAUAUCUCAACAGGAUAUCACCGGCACACAUCUUCAAUAUAAGCAUGGCAUUGGUUUCGUCUGAUAAUUUUUAUGUUGCCUUGGUACACAUUCACUCACCACAAAUCAUGAUGCCGUCAACCACUGCUCCGCGUAAUUCUUUCUGACAAUGCUUGCUGAUUGCUGAAUAAUAUAGAUGAAGGGAACGGCAUGUUGCUUCAUUAUGCUUCUACAUAAAACCACUGCUCCGUAAUUUUUCUAUCAAUGCUUGCUCAAUAAUAUAGAUGAAGAGAACGGCAUGUUGCUUCCAAGCAAGCAGGACUAAAAUAGCAGACAAAGAGGCGAUCACGCCCCCAGCUUGACUGCUGAAUCAUUGACAUCCACAGUAUUAUUUUGCUGUCCCCAUAGCUGUGCAUAUCUCCCUGCGUUGGUCAAGAGGACUUCAUGCGGUCCCUGUUCAACCACCUUCCCAUUCUCCAAAACUAUUAUCUAGAAACCAUAUCCAAAUGGACAAAAGAAACCAUACACUGUAAGUGUAAGCAACAGCAAACAAUUAAGUUAUUGAUGCUAUACUAAUAACCCAUGGAUGGCAUAAAACUAUAAAUUUAGGAGGAUAUUGUAGGUAAGGAUAACAGGAGAAACAUCCCCAUGGCUCAGAUGACAUUUUAAGUAUCUCCUCCAUUACAAGCUUGCAAUUAUUAUUUCUACUCUAGAUCACAGCUCAAGAUGCAUGCAUUAAUAGGACUGAAAAGUGUGUGUGUGUGCGUGUGUUGGGGGGGGGGGGGGGGGAGGGAGAAGAAUACAGAAAAUGAAAUUAUGGCUAAUGAUAUAUUGGUGACAUCCAAAGCAUUACAAUUUAGAAACAGCAUCCACAAAUGCCUAAAAGACAAGUCUCUGGAUCUCAUGUUCUUAUAGCAGUUUUCAUUCUCAAAUGAUAAGUUGAUGCUUUCAUGGUGAGAAUGGGUACAGUACUAAGCAGACGAUCCUAAAAGGUUGAAUGGAUAUUUCAACUACUUGGGAAAGAGAAUGAUCACAAAGCAGUUUAGGCGACACUUAAUUUUCAGCACCACACAUCAGAUUGGAGAUGAAUGCAUACCUCGUCACAUUGCAUUGCAGUAGUAAGUCUAUGGGCAAUAAACACUGAAGUACGAUUAUUGGCUAACGACUUGAGCGCUGUUAGUAUCUCAGCCUCUGUAGUGCUGUCAAGUGCACUUGUUGCCUCAUCACACAGCCUGACAAAUCAGCACAAGAAACAUAAACUUAUUUGUAGCAUUUGCCAGAUCAAUGAAAAUAUGAAUUCUGCAAAUAACAAAGACAUUGGGUAGAAAUGUCAAAUUGGAGCCCCACUUUUACAUGAAGGAACAGAAUCUUAGUAGUCAAGGGGUUCUUUAACAUCCUUGCUCAAGAUUCAAGUUUUACAGCUGAACAGAAGCCGAAGACAUUCAAUAGUAGCCGUCUGUCUCACGGUCAGGUACUGUUUUGAUCAUUUGACAGUAACAUGUACUUCCCACCAAAAAGACAGCAAAAGUGAAACCAUGUAGUAGAACUUGAACUGGUUUAUAUACUUCUCACCGUCAGGUAUUGGUUUGUAUACUUUAUUAUAUGCAGAGUAGUCGAAAAUCUACUUUAAAUCCUAAAAUCUUACGAUUUUAUUUACCUGGUUCGAUCCUGAUUUUACUGUAAUUUAUGAAGUUUAAAAUCCUACACUAUUCACGAUUAAAAUCCUUAAAAUCUUCAAAGCUUUUGAUUUUAAAGGAUUUUAACAAUAAUCUAGAGAAAUUACCAUUUUAAGUGUUAUUGUUUUUGUGAUAUUCACGAGUUAACUUAUUAAUAUUAUUCGGUGUUUUUUUAUAUAUGGACCUUAAAAUCCUACGAUUUUAAGAUUCUAAUUUUAUCCUAUGAUUUGUAUACUUUGUAAUAUUUGUCUACUUUUAUAAUCUAGUUUGUACAAUUUGUGUUAUUGGUUUGUAUACUUAGUAAUAUUAAUUUGUAUAAUUUUUUUAUAUGAUAAAUAUUUUUUAGUAUUGGUUUAUAUAUUCUGUAUUAUUAAUUUGUAUACUUUUAUCGGGUUUGUAUAGUUUUUGUUAUUGGUUUGUAUAAAAUGUACUAUUGGUUUUUGUACACUUUUAUAUUCUAGUUUGUAUACUAUUGCUAUUGGUUUGUGGGUUUUUAUUAUUUGGUUUACCUUAUAUUCUGGUUAUAUACUGUUUUUAUUGGUUUGUGCGCUUUUAUUAUUUAGUUUGUAUAAUUUGUGUUAGUGAUUUAUAUAUUUUCAUGAUAUUAUUUAUAAUAUUAAUUUGUAUAUAUAUAUGAUUUACCAUCUAUUAUUGGUUAGUGACUUACUAACUUUUAGAGUAUGAUUUGUAUAUUUUUUAUACUAAUCUGUUCUGCUUUGUAUACUUCAGGAUUAUGCUUUAUAAUUUUUUCCUAGGUAAAAGUAUAAAUAAGAUAAAAGAUAAAAUAAAAGGGAGGAGAUAGGGUGCUAACACUUUCAUUAAGGAUACUAUAUUAAUUACUCUCCUUUCUCCUCCCUUCCCCAUCCCUUUCCCCCUUUCUCUACGUUGAGGCUAGAAGGUUAUAUAUACAAAUUACAGUUUUGGUAUUCAAACUUAAUAUAUCUUAAUAUUUAGUGCCUAAAAUUAUUUUGUGUACAUAUAAGUCCUAAAAAUAUUUAUGAAAAUUUAUAUUUUAGUACCUACAUUUUUUCUCUUACAUUUUGGUAGCUGAACUUUUAAAAUUUUACAAAUAGGUCCACGGUUUAAGAAACUUCUACGCCAAUUUAAGAUUCUUGUGGCCUAGAUUUUGUGGAGUGGAUUUUGUAGGGUGGAUUUUGUGGUUUGUGGGGUGUAUUUUGUGGUUUGUGGGGAGGAUUAUGUGGGUUAGGUGAAUUUUGUGAUUUGUGGAGAAGAUUUUGUGGUUUGUGGGGAAGAUUAUGUGGUUUGUGUGGUGGAUUUUGUGGGCAUAAAUUUCAUUUCCCCCAUUUAAUUGCACACGUGACUCCCCUUCUCCCUUCCCCUAGUUUUUAUUAAUGCCUAGCAUGCCCCUCAUUCCCUUUCCCUUUAUUAAUUUUGUUUAACUCAUUUAAAUGAAAAAAUCAUUCAAACAAAAUGUUCCUAUUGGUUGGAGCUAGUGUUAGCAUCAUACUAACAAAAAAUGUUUGCACACUAGCCCAACCCAAAAUAAAAGGUUGGGUAAAAAAAGAAGCAAAAGUUAAGGACACUGAAAGUGCAUGGUGGAAAAGGGUAAAGAAAAAAAUUAAAAAUAU